UUCCUUCCUUCGCUCGUUUGCUUUGAUUGUACUGUACUUACUGUAGGUACUUUCGUAAAAGAGCUCGGGAUCUCUUUAGCACGACUUCACUUAUAGUUCGGUUCGUAUUUUGUCAAGUUGCUAUUUUCACCAGACGUCACCAAUCUCCUAUUUUACAAGACACACUUCACCGCCCUUCUUGGAUAGCCUGUUUGGGCAAAAUAUACCUCCUGGGUGUUCAUCCAUCCCCAGCCAGUCAUCAUUCGUCAUCAAGGCUAGUUGAGCCUCAUUCGGAGAGCUCUUGUAUCUGCGAAGCAACCAUGUCACUGCAAAAAGAUCUCAGCACUGAUCCACCUUGUCAUCCUAGAGCGUGCGCCAUACAAGAUUGCCUCACCAAGAAUGGCUACAAAGAGGAAAAGUGUCAGGGCGUAAUCGAUGCUCUGUACGAUUGUUGCAAAGCGUUUUACGAGAAGAAAGGUGACGAUGCCUCGACAGUAAGCUGUCCCAAGCCAGACCUGCUACGUCUGAAAAUACAGCAGAGACAGGAUGCCGCAGGGAAGAAGAGCUGAGGCGAGAGGACAAUAUUGGAUGCUGUCAAGCUAUGUCAUAAAAUCUGUAUCACUCAUCCAAAAGAACUGCGUACACCUGAACAAGCAAAUAAUUAAAAAAAUGCAUCAGGUGACAUU
Messenger RNA from Pyricularia oryzae 70-15, 665 nucleotides. RefSeq lists its product as uncharacterized. The coding region runs from base 300 to 548 and encodes 82 amino acids. The record is from RefSeq and is a predicted model, not a curated record. Gene Ontology annotation, cellular component: mitochondrial intermembrane space. The transcript is spliced from 4 exons. NCBI's taxonomy places the organism in Eukaryota, Fungi, Ascomycota, Sordariomycetes, Magnaporthales, Pyriculariaceae.